Molecule: messenger RNA, 1788 nt
Organism: Rotaria sordida
Lineage: Eukaryota; Metazoa; Rotifera; Eurotatoria; Philodinida; Philodinidae
Source: the annotation of a GenBank genome assembly
AUGCCGACAAAUAUACUUUUGGCUCCGACAAAAAUGCCGGGUAAAACUGAUUUAUCAUCAUCAACUACAACACUCGAUCUUUCUAUUAAAUCAUCAUCUAUUAAACUAUCUAAAUCACCUGAACGACAAAUGUCAACAUCGUCAUCUUCAUCAUCAUCAUCAUCAUCAUCAUCAUCAACAACAACAACAACAGCAACAGUACAAAAGUCUUUAUCACCAUCGAAAAUACCGACACCAACAACUGAUCCAGGUGGUGGUUCAACAAUAGAUAGUGAUGAAGUAAAAGUAUUUGGCUGUGAAAAACAUGAAGAAGAUGUUGAUAUUGAUGGUGAUGCUAAUAGCGAUCGACUUUCACCCGUUAUUAAAGAAGAAGAAUCAUCACCACAACAAGGAUCAUCGACUAGUCUUGAUCGUUUGAACAGUGAACAUCAAUUCCAUAGUUUUUUUCCAUAUUUUAUUUCUCCGUAUUAUCAUGCAGCAGCAGCAGCUAGUAGUGCAACAUCACCUUUUGAUAAAAUGGCUCCAUUAGGUUCUUUAUCAAAAUUCAUGUCGCCACCUCCUGCUCAUAUAUCUAGUGCCAAUUUAUGCAUUGAUCCAAGUACAGGUGUACCUAAUUCAAUGUAUUCAUUAUCAUCACCAUCUUCUUUUCAAUCACUUUAUGCUCAACAUUGGCGUCCACCUAUGUUUCCAUUUGUAUUUCCACCUGGAUAUCCAUUUUCUGCAGGUGUUCUCUCUCAAGGUUCAUCAUCACCACAUACAACCAGUGGACAUUCAUCAUCAAUAAUAACUCAUAACAAUAGUCCAUUAUCACAAAAACGAUCAACAACACAUAGAUCUAUGGAUAAUAGUUCACAACAUCAUCAUCAACAACAACAUCAUAAACUUUCAAUGUCUCACGAUGAUAAUAAACAAAAAAAACCUCAUAUUAAAAAACCAUUGAAUGCUUUUAUGUUAUUUAUGAAAGAACAACGAGCUCAAGUUGUACAAGAAUGUACAUUACGUGAGAGUGCAGCAAUAAAUCAAAUUCUUGGUCGAAAAUGGCAUGAACUUGAUCGUAAUGUUCAACAAAAAUAUUAUGAUAUGGCACGUGAUGAACGUAUGAAACAUAUGCAAUUGUAUCCAGGAUGGUCAGCUCGAGAUAAUUAUGGUUCAAGAAAAAAACGUGGAAAUAAAGGAAAAAAACGAGAAAAGAGUCAAGGUGAAAAUGGAGAAUGUCUUAAUCAGAAAAAAUGUCGUGCAAGAUUUGGUCUUGAUCAACAAUCGAAUUGGUGUAAACAUUGCAAACGAAAGAAAAAAUGUCUUCGUUAUACAGAAGAUGAAACAGCUUGUGCAGGACCUAAUUCAGUUGGUGGUGGUCCAUGGAGUGAAGAAGAUGAUGCUGAUAAUAUUGAUGAUUCAGAUGAUGGUAUUGAUCAUUGUGAUAUACCAAUGAUGGAACAUCCUGAAGAAAGAAAUACAAAUGAAGAUGAAGAAAAUAAAUCACGUAUAUUAAUACAUCAACAACCACCAAAUUCAAAUGGUAGUGGUUCAUCUUCAUCAACAAAUGGAACUGUACCAAUGGCUAUGAUGACAACAGCAACAUCAAGAAAAGAUUCAUCAUCAUCAUCGUCAUCACCACAAACUUCUUUUCUUCAUCAUUCUCAUCAUCGAUAUCCAAUAGCACCGCCAGGAACUCAUUUUUCUCCUCAUCCUCAUCCUCAUCCUCAUCCUCAUCAUCAUCCUUAUUUUGAUUCAUUUUUACAACCAACACCGAUGCCUCUUUUAAACGGACUUAAACGAGAGACAUAG